Messenger RNA from Argentina anserina (silverweed cinquefoil), 1379 nucleotides. RefSeq lists its product as uncharacterized. The record is from RefSeq and is a predicted model, not a curated record. Bases 60 to 1124 code for a protein of 354 amino acids. Lineage: Eukaryota; Viridiplantae; Streptophyta; Magnoliopsida; Rosales; Rosaceae. The transcript is spliced from 12 exons.
AUCGUGAAAUAAUAAGAAGAAAAUUGAGUCAGAUUAGUUAGAAGGAUUAACAUCCAGCUAUGUUCGCGGCAUCAUCCUCACUCACACUCCGCCUCCCCUUUGCUUCCUCAAUCACCACCGCCGCCGGCGCUACCACUCAGCUCUUUUAUCCGAUAUGCAGCUCGCGUCGGUCUGUAAACAGUUUGAGGCUUGUGGGUUGUGCUCGUGCGGCCAUUUCUAGCGAAGCGCAAGGUACAUUUGAUCCUGAACUCCGUUUAGUACUUGAACUUGCUACUGAUUCUGAGCUGUAUGAGAUUGAAAGAAUUCUCUAUGGCCCUAGCUACUUCAGCCCUCUGCUGAAAUCCAUAAUGAGCAGAAGCAAUGUGGAUUAUGCAAUGAUUGAAGAGGAUCUAGAGGAGAGAGAUCAGUUUUUAUCAGAAUUAGAGUCGCGAUUCUUAUUCCUCGCAGCUGAUGCUCGGUCCACAAUAAGGGGUUGGAGGCCAUCAUAUAGGAAUGUCUUGAUUGCAGUUAGAAAAGAGCUGAGCAUUCCUUGCUCAAGUAAAUUAUCAACUGAAGACCUUGAAGCAGAGAUCUUCCUUCAUCUGCUGCGUGACUACUCAAGUGAAGAAUCAGGAAGUUUUGAGGGUAUGCUUGAAUUCUCUGAGCCAUCAGAUGGUCAAAACAGUCUUGAACUUGGACUCAGUCAAUGGAAGGUGCAGGCCCUCACUGCUUUAAAACUUGGGGCGGCAGAACUCCGAUCAAUGUUUUUAAAGGGUGGUGGCAUCCUUACUCUGGCAAAGAUCUACCAGUUGUUAGCUAGGAAGUUAUCUGGGAAGGUGUUCUUAGAAGCUGCCAACUAUCAACUGAAAAGGGAUUUUGUUAGAAAGGGUGGACAAUUAGCAGCUAUUAAUCUAGAAUCCAGAGUGGCCUUACUAGCUGCAAAACAAGGUUUUGCAGGGGCUACAUCAAGAUAUCUUGGCUUGAGAAGCAUGAUGGCUUUACUUGGCCCAGUGCUCUGGGGAACAUUUCUGGCAGAUGUUGUCAUUCAAAUGCUAGGAACUGAUUAUGCCAGAAUUUUGCGGGCAAUCUAUGCAUUUGCACAGAUACGCAUCACCCGCACUUAUGGGUCACCAGUUGAUGACUGAAAAGCUUUGCAUUUUCAACGACGAGUAGUUCAAAGGUUUAAACCAGCGGCACUUGGCUUUAAGUUUAUUCUGGAAUGUCAGCAUUAACAAGAGGUGUGUUGUCAAUAGUAAUUACACUGAAUAUAUUGUUACCCAGUUAUGAGUUGAUAGUUUUUGUGAAGUGUAACUACUAACUUGGAACGGUAAGAGCUGGAGAAAGCUUAUACGAUUUGUUGUGCAAAAUUAAUGACAAGUUUCCCUGGAGUUGUGAGAACA